Molecule: messenger RNA, 1254 nt
Organism: Rotaria socialis
Lineage: Eukaryota; Metazoa; Rotifera; Eurotatoria; Philodinida; Philodinidae
Source: the annotation of a GenBank genome assembly
AUGGUAGGUAAUAAUCCUAAAGAGGAUAUUUUAACAAGCUGUAAAGCAACAGCAAUGAUUUAUAAUGAUGCACAAAAGAAAUGGCUGCAUUGCGCAUCAAAUGGUCCAGCUAAAAUACAAUUAUUAUUUUCUUCGGAAACUCAAACAUAUCGCAUUGUUGGUCGACAAAUACAAGAUCAUGAAGUUGUUUUAAAUCAUUCAAUAAGUAAAGGCAUUAAAUAUAAUCAAGCAACACCAACAUUUCAUCAAUGGCGAGAUCAAUCAUCUGUUUACGGCUUAAAUUUUUCAUCAAAACUUGAUGCCCAAGAAUUUGGACUGACGAUGAUGAAGAUUCUUGAAAAUGUUAAUGGUUCUAAUAAUAAUUCAUCUUCUCAGAUGGUGAUUAAUGGAGGAGCUACUCUUCCAUCAUCAUCUUCAAUGAAUAAUAAUAAUAAUAAUGUACCAUCCUAUAAACGUCAAUCCAGUCAACCUCCUUCGACGCUUCCAUCGACAACAACAACAAUAGUACCUAUUAAUUGUCCUUCUUCAAAUUCAGAUGUUCAGCAGCAGCAAUAUUCGUCAUCGCCUUAUGCCAGUCAUUUGCGUCAAAAUUCGAAUUCUUUAAUGUCAACUCAAUCUGCAAUAAAUAAUAAUUACUAUUGUCAACAACAACAUCAAACAGCUGAAGAUGAAGAAACAAACUACGCUCUUAUAUCAGAUUCAUAUUCAUAUUUCGGUGAUAAUUCGUCGAAUAAAAAUAAUAAUAUACCACCGGCGCCACCUUUGAAUUUGGCUAUGUCUAUUUCUAAUGGCGCUCCGCCACCUCCACCACCACCUCCAUUACCUGGUUUUGGUAAUGGACCACCAGCUGCACCUGCAUUAAUAAUUCCCAAUAGUAAUGGUACCAGCAAUAACAAUACAGGACGAAAAACAAGUAUAACAACGACUGCUCCACCGAUGGAUUUAAUGUCUGAAAUGGCAGCUAAAUUUGCUCAACGACGCAAAUAUAUUGAUGAAAAUGAAAAAAAUGACGCAAAUAAUUCAAUUAAUAAUAAAGGAGCGUCAAAAAUAUCAACAACAAAUUUGCCCCCAGCAAUCGCUGGACCUGCAGCAACUUCACCGCGUGUUGGAAGAAAAGCGACUGAAUGUAAUUAUUCAUCAAAUGAAUUGGAAAAACUCAAAAUGGAUAUAUUGAAUGAAUUACGUAAAGAUAUUGAAAAAGCCAAACAAGAAAUUCUUAAUGCUAUUCUUGAUAAUCAACAUACUAAAAUUUAA